AAGGGUAAACACGGACCCUAGAAAUCAUCUGCCAGGAAGAAUGAAUUGCAAGAUUUCGCACUAAAGUGAACACAGGUGUUCAUUCAUUCUGACGGAGGGGGGCUCACCGAGUCAGCGUACAAGUUACCUGGAGAAAGAGAUGGAUGCAGAGGCUGAAGAUAAAACGCUUCGUACCCGUGCAAAAGGAACCAAGGUAGCACCAAUGGAUUCUCUAAUCCAGGAGCUGAGCGCUGCACACGAUUGCACCACGGCCAAGAAGAGGAGAGCCGGGGAGCAGGCUUUGGGGGUCCCGGUCAACAAGAGAAAGUCCCUGCUCAUGAAGCCCCGACACUACAGCCCCAGCGUGGACUGUGAGGAGGGGCGUGCAGACCAGACGGAGGCGGAGGGGCCGGAUGAUUGCCUGGAAACCAACCAUCACCCCAGCACAGAAAUCAUGAUAAAACCCAUGGAAGAGAAGUUUCAUUCAACCGCACAAGAAAACUCAGAUGGGAAGGAAGACAGAUACGGCUGUUAUCAGGAACUCGUGGCCAAAUCCCUAAUGCACUUGGGGACCCUGGAAAAAAGUGCAUCUGUUCAGACUAUAAGUGAAAAUUUAAACGACAGCGGCAUCCAGUCUCUAAAAGCAGAGGGGGACGAAGUGGACGAGUGCUUUAUGGUUCCUUCCGAUGAUGGAAAAGACAAGGCCGACAGCUCCCAGCUGCGGUUCUCUCCCUCCUCCGACAGCGACAGUAACUCUGAAAGUGCGGAGAAUGGCUGGGACAGUGGCUCCAACUUCUCAGAAGAAACCAAACCUCCAAGGGCCCCAAAGUAUGUUUUAGUGGAUGAUAGGAAAGACCUACUGGAAGUUCCUGAAAUAAAAACUGAAGGCAACAAGUUUAUCUCCUGCAAAAAUGCGUGUGAUUCAGAAACAGAAAGGAAAGACCCUCAGAACACCCCAUUGGACCCAUCAGAUGGCCCAGCCCAGCCCUCUUUUCCAGGGAGUGAGGACCGCGGUCACGGUCGUGGGUGUCCGGCCACCAGGACGGAGGAGGCCGCUGCCCUGGAGAAAGCCAAGGGGAACCUGAGUCUGCUGGAGCAGGCGAUCGCCCUGCAGGCUGAGCGAGGCUGCGUCUUCCACAACACCUACAAAGAGCUGGACCGCUUUCUGCUGGAGCAUCUCUCGGGGGAGAGGAGGCAAACCAAAGUCAUCGACAUGGGUGGAAGACAAGUCUUUCCCAAUAAACACUCGCCGAGGCCUGAGAAGAGAGAGACCAAGUGCCCCAUCCCUGGAUGCGACGGCACGGGGCAUGUGACGGGACUGUACCCCCACCACCGCAGCCUCUCGGGGUGCCCCCACAAAGUGCGGGUCCCCCUGGAGAUUCUUGCCAUGCAUGAAAAUGUGCUCAAGUGCCCCACCCCGGGAUGCACGGGACGAGGGCAUGUGAAUAGCAACCGCAACACACACAGGAGUCUUUCUGGUUGUCCAAUUGCUGCAGCUGAAAAACUGGCAAUGUCCCAGGACAAAAGUCAGCUUGAUUCUCCCAAAACCGGACAGUGUCCUGAGCAGGGUCACAGGACGAGCUUGGUGAAGCAAAUCGAAUUCAACUUCCGAUCACAAGCCAUCACCUCUCCCAGAGCCACGGUGUCAAAAGAGCAAGAGAAGUUUGGAAAAGUACCCUUUGAUUACGCCAGUUUCGAUGCCCAGGUUUUUGGUAAACGCCCCCUUGUACAAACAGGUCGGAAAACACCACCAUUUCCUGAAUCGAAGCAUUUUUCCAGUCCAGGGAAAUUUCCCCCCCGGCUGCCGAGUGCAGGCGCCCACACACAGAGCCCAGGGCGUGCCAGCUCCUACGGCUGCGGCCAGCGCAGUGAAGACACCCACAUCGCAGCAGCUGCGGCCAUCCUGAACCUGUCCACCCGCUGCCGGGAAGCCGCCGACAUCCUCGCCAACAGACAGCAGGGUCCGCACGCCAAGGGGGCCGAGAUAGAAGUGGAUGAGAAUGGCACGUUGGACUUAAGCAUGAAAAAAGCUCGAAUCCUGGACAAAGCCGCACCCCUAACUUCCACUAAUCCUUCUGUUCCAACCGCUUCCUCUUCCCCAUUCAAGACCAGCAGCCUUCUGGUGAAUGCCGCCUUCUACCAGGCCCUGUGUGACCACGAGGGCUGGGAUGCUCCCAUCAACUAUAGCAAAGCCCACGGGAAGACGGAGGAGGAGAAAGAGAAAGACCCAGUGAGCUCUCUAGAAAAUUUAGAGGAAAAGAAGUUCUCUGGAGAGGCCUCUAUACCAAGCCCUAAACCCAAGCUCCACACCAGAGAUCUCAAGAAAGAACUCAUCACCUGUCCAACACCAGGAUGCGAUGGGAGUGGCCACGUCACGGGCAACUACGCAUCUCACCGCAGUGUUUCUGGAUGCCCCCUGGCAGAUAAGACCCUGAAAUCCCUCAUGGCAGCCAACUCUCAGGAGCUCAAGUGUCCUACCCCAGGCUGCGACGGUUCAGGGCAUGUGACCGGAAACUAUGCCUCCCACCGCAGCCUGUCCGGCUGCCCUCGGGCCAGAAAAGGUGGUGUCAAGGUGACUCCUACGAAGGAAGAAAAGGAAGACCCUGAACUCAAAUGCCCUGUGAUUGGGUGUGAUGGCCAAGGUCAUAUAUCAGGUAAAUAUACAUCCCACCGCACGGCAUCUGGAUGUCCCCUGGCUGCCAAGAGACAGAAGGAGAACCCGCUCAAUGGGGCACCCCUCUCCUGGAAACUGAACAAACAGGAGCUUCCUCACUGCCCCCUGCCAGGCUGCAAUGGGCUGGGCCAUGUCAACAACGUGUUCGUCACCCACAGGAGCUUGUCCGGAUGUCCUCUCAAUGCACAAGCCAUCAAGAAGGGCAAGGUCUCUGAAGAACUAAUGACCAUCAAGGUCAAAGCAUCUGGAGGUAUAGAGAGUGAUGAAGAAAUUAGGCAUUUGGAUGAAGAAAUAAAGGAACUCAAUGAGUCCAACCUUAAAAUUGAAGCCGAUAUGAUGAAACUCCAGACGCAGAUCACGUCCAUGGAGAGCAACUUAAAGACCAUCGAGGAGGAGAACAAGCUGAUAGAACAGAACAACGAGAGCCUGCUGAAGGAGCUGGCGGGGCUCAGCCAGGCCCUCAUCUCCAGCCUUGCUGACAUCCAGCUCCCGCAGAUGGGGCCCAUCAGUGAGCAGAAUUUCGAGGCGUAUGUCAACACGCUCACAGACAUGUACAGCAACCUGGAGCGGGACUCCUCGCCGGAAUGCAAAGCUCUGCUGGAGAGCAUCAGGCAGGCGGUCAAGGGCAUCCACGUGUAGACCGCAGCGCCCCAGCCCCGGGGAGCCCUGCCAGCCUCACAGACGCACCUGGGGGGGCUCCAGGCCGCCCGGGCAGGCAGUGGCCAUACUGCAUUUACAAUUGCAACAUUGCACUAAUUUAUCCCCCCCCAGCUGACGUGAAAAGGAAAGAAAAACUAUGAUAGACUCUUUGGAUGAAAAAGCAAUGCAGUCAAAUAUUAGAUCUUAUUUAUUUUCAUAUGUUUUCCUUUUAUUCCUUCAUUGCACUCUUUUGGGUUUUUUUUUUGUACAGUAUAUGUAAAAUAAAUGUGACAUUUUUAUAUUUUAUUUAUUUCUAAUCAAAGAGUUUUUUAUCUUUUAACUGCAUUUUGAAGUCUGCCAUAUUUUUACAAGUGUGUUUAUUAAUUUAUUUUCCAAUAGAAUUUAAAUAUUAGAAAUGCUAUUCUCAAAUCACAUAUCUGGCUGGGUUUAAAGGAGAAGACAAAAAAAAAUAUGAAGGAAAAUCCUUGUCUAAGGACUGCACUGUGGUCCAGUUUAAUUUUUAUUGCACACUCUACCCCCCCACCCCCAACCCCUUUCACGAGCUUUGUGUUUAUGAACGGGCUUGGGUAAAACGUGUGGAGGGGCACAAGAUAAAAGGCACUCACUCACAGGAUGUGUGUCCUACAGAAGCACAGUGGACUGAAAACCAGCCUGUUUCAAAUUUGUUAGCAAUAAUUAAAUAGAGCAAUCAGCAAAGUAUUCGACUUCGCUGUCUGGUUUCAGUUCAUAUGAAGUAUUUAUUUGAAAUUAUUUCAAGAAACAAGCUUUUUAGCGAUGCAGGUUUGUCUAUUUGUUUUUCAGGUUACACCAGAUAGUUGGCAGCUCUUACCCCAAGACGAGAAGUAAGACUCGAUGUGACUGGCCAGGCUUUCCUGCCACUUGUUGGUACAAUACACAAGGGACAGUGUUGUAGAUUUGUACUUAGCAAAUGUAAACGCACCCACAUGGAAAACUGUGUAGAUACCAUAUCCCCCUGAAAUAGCAUUUAUCUUACUGGGUUGACUGGAAAGGAAUGGAAAAUACAGUCACACAAGCAAGAAUGGUACCCGGAUCUGAGUCACUGCUUUAAACACUGGCAACAUUGUCUCAGCCUCCUGAGGCAAACAGACAGCUUUUGAUUUGACAAAAGUCUUUCUGCAGACAGAGGCGUGCUGCAAAGUACAGACACUCACACCCACAGGCACACAGACACGCUCACCGACGCGAGAUUGAGCCUUCGAUCUCGAGUUUCUGGAUGGAUCAGAGGGUAGUAGUUACUAUAGGAAAGGCGAUGUCUAUUUCAGGGAUUGUAAAGUAGUUAAGCAUUGUUUCAAAAGUUUUUUUAUAUUUAUUUUUUUUAAGAGAAAGGUAUAGACAACCAGCUAAACUGCCUUUUUGCUGUGCACACACCCUGGGUGUGCGACGUGCCUCUGUGUAAAUGGGCUUGAUUUCUGUGCUGUAACAAAGUGUUUAUUUUUCUUAGCAACAUGGAUGUGUAUGUGGACUGGAUGCCAUGGUGCUCGCAGGCUUGCUGUUUUCCACUGUUGUUACCGUUGCUGCACCAGCUGAAGCGCCAUGCGCAGUAAUCCCCCCACCACGACACUAGUCACUGUUCUGUAUGAAGUGGGGCUUAUCUUUGGUUUGGCGUUCAUUGAAAUCCUUGACUCUUAGUCUAGUGAAAAUGAGAUGUCAGUUCUUAGGUAGGAGCGGUGAGUAUUUAAAAAUCAACUUUAAGAAAAAAGAGCUAACGCGUGUGCUGUCUAUUAUAAACGGGACACCAAACGAAAUUUUCUAUUAAAGUUAUGUAUUUACAAACAUUUUGCUAUACAGUCCUCGAUAGAUGCAUACAAAUGAGUUCACUUAUUACAAAGACAAAGGUUUAAUUUGCUAAAUAUUUUAACGAGUUUGUUAUAUAUUUUAUUUAAUUUAAAAGAAAUCUCUUACACCAACCUAUGUAUUUAUUACCAUAAUUUACUGCAAUUCAGGUUCGUUGAUUUGUGUUUGCGUAGUUUGAACAGGAUGGUUUUGUGAAGGAUGUUUGUUUUUAUUUGCCUCCUUUGUACUUGGUCUGUUUUGUAACGUGCACUGAAUUUUUGUUUCUUUCCAUGAUGUUAAUGAUCGAUACUGUAAAUUGGGUCUUUUGUAAACAAACAAACAAAAAAAGCAAUGAUGUAUGCAUUUUUUUUAAUUUGAAGUAGUUUGUACACCGUUU
This is a messenger RNA of Cervus elaphus (red deer), 5504 nucleotides long. RefSeq names its product ST18 C2H2C-type zinc finger transcription factor (gene ST18). The record is from RefSeq and is a predicted model, not a curated record. Gene Ontology annotation, molecular function: zinc ion binding; DNA-binding transcription factor activity, RNA polymerase II-specific; RNA polymerase II cis-regulatory region sequence-specific DNA binding. Gene Ontology annotation, biological process: regulation of transcription by RNA polymerase II. NCBI's taxonomy places the organism in Eukaryota, Metazoa, Chordata, Mammalia, Artiodactyla, Cervidae. The transcript has 22 exons. Gene Ontology annotation, cellular component: nucleus. Bases 140 to 3292 code for a protein of 1050 amino acids.